AUGUUUGUGAUGGGUGGAGUGAUUAUAGCAUGGCUUGUUCUAGUGUCAAUAGCACACGCGAUAGAUGUUAACAUUACGGGUACGUGGCAGCCCAAUAUUGGUAUGGAGAUAGUGUGCACGUGGGAAACCCUACAGAACGAUACGCUUCAAUCGGUUAGGCUUUACAAUGAUGGGCAGCAGUUCAUGAUUUAUCGACCCGAGAGACAUGGUCAAACAAAGAGUGAAAUCUUUCAAACACCACAAACUGGGAUGUAUAUUGAUUGCGCUAUCACUAGGGACAGAGGACAAGAAGGUUCAUGCAAAAUGCUCUUGGAAAUAUAUCAGCCUGGCAUAAAUGAUUUUACAUACACUUGUGAAGUUUCCGGCGAAAGGCCUAUGUUUCGGAUAGAAAAAAAAGAUUAUCUUGUUAAGAUAUUAGUCCCUCCAACAAACGCAACGUUAGUGAGCAAAGUUGGAGAUGGAUCAUCCCCAAGCCGCGUGAUGCUGAACUGCUCCUCCACUGGUCUGCCCGCCCCGCGACUACAAUGGACCCUUGAUAAUAAUGAUAAACUACAAGCAGAUUUUACCGACCGGUAUUGGAACGUAACAUCAAAAUUAUGGCACGUUUGGUCAUAUCUCUCUUACAUUAGAACGAGCGACGCCAAAGUCAUGUGCACUCCCGAAGUGAUAACUCAAAGUGAAAUUAUUAAAGGAAUUCCAGCUGUUUACAGCUCGGCCAUUAGAUAUUUUGGUACAAACCUAGUAAUAAUUUCAUUUUUAACUCUACUGAGG
This is a messenger RNA of Brenthis ino (lesser marbled fritillary), 771 nucleotides long. NCBI's taxonomy places the organism in Eukaryota, Metazoa, Arthropoda, Insecta, Lepidoptera, Nymphalidae. The record is from the annotation of a GenBank genome assembly.